GUAAGACAGACUCACAGGACGAAGCGACGACACGCAACUGAAUUAUACGAUUUCGCAUUAUAAAACAUAUUACAGAUUAAGAUCUGUUCAGGGAAAGAAAGGAACCCAAAGUAGGCAGUUUUGCCUAAAAAAAGGUGUCUAAUCUAAUUUUAAACAUGCCUUCGGAGAAGACAUUUAAACAAAGGAGGACAUUUGAGCAGCGGGUGGAGGAUGUUCGGCUGAUCCGGGAACAGCAUCCUAACAAGAUCCCGGUCAUCAUUGAAAGAUACAAGGGAGAGAAGCAACUGCCGAUUCUUGACAAAACUAAGUUUUUAGUUCCUGACCACGUGAACAUGAGCGAACUUAUUAAGAUAAUCAGGAGACGCCUCCAGCUCAACUCCAACCAGGCUUUCUUUCUGCUUGUCAACGGUCACAGCAUGGUCUCUGUGUCCACUGCCAUCUCUGAGGUCUACGAGCGCGAGCGGGACGAGGACGGCUUCCUGUACAUGGUCUACGCAUCCCAGGAGACAUUUGGAUCUGCGCGUCCUCUGUAAAAAAGGGCAAAACGAUUGGCUUUCACUCUUUUGGACAAUGAUACAACCUACCCUGAACUCUAGACCUUUCCUCUAUAUCCAUAUCCACUUUCCCGCCCGCCAUCCAGACAGGAACCAUCUGAACUUUUAUUCAUUUGGCUCGAAUCCCUCACCCAUCCCAGACAUUAUCCAAAGCUCAAUCCUAACUUCCCACGUCUCAGCCCCUUCUGUUCAUUUGUGUUUUCAUUAUGGAUGAGGAGUCAUUUUGUUUAGGUUGUAGGACAAGUUAUGGUAAGAUAAUGCUCCAUGUUUACUCAACACAAAUCUUGAACGAGAGACUUCUGCGUGUAAUGAUGGAAUCAUCUGUUUAACUUAGCAGUUAUAUUUCCGAAAUGGCAUCUAGUGUAACGUUAGGCGGACAAAUAGUUUUGAAGGUUAUUCGUAAGCUCCAUUUCGGCUUGGAGGGGUCAUGUUGCUGCCAGCGCACUCUGGUGACCUUUAACCCCUCCUGUUGUCAGUCGAAUCUCUUUAUUUGUGGAGUUCGGCGGUCUUUCCGUACCUCUAGGUGUGUUUUUUGCCGUUACACUUUCCUGUUAGAAACGAUUCAGUCUUUUUCACCUCCCCCUCAAGCUUUUUGCUAAUUGGGUCAUGAGCGUGGACUAGCUUCUCGGAUUUCACAACUCAAGGUUCAAAACGCCGUCUUACUUGCGUCGAAAUUUGAAGUAUUCUCCAGUGGGACGUAACGGGGGAAAAUAAAUUGGAAGCAAUUCAUAAUACAAGAAAUUCUGCGUUGAUUGUAGUGUGAAGCUUUGAAAGUGCAAGUUUAGGAAGGAAAAUAGAAUUAGAAUCAAUGGUACAUUGUGCGAAUGAAUGUGGCUUUAGCGAUUGUGGCCUCAAUCCAUGGACACGGGUGCUGCCCGAACAUCCUUGCUCUUGUAUAUGCACGCUUUUUAGACUUUCAAUUUUAUUAGAAGAUUAUUUACGCCUUUAUAAAAAUAUAACUGUGAGCUGUCGUACCUCUUUCCAUCUGUAUGUCUUACAGUAAUAUGUACAGAUAAGCUUAGAUGCCUUUCCUCCUGAGCAUUUAUUUGCUCUUAUUUAAAAUUAUGUUUUUCCCCCCGUUUUGUUCAUGUAAAAAACAUUCAUGUGUGAUAAUAUUGUGCAAUUUACAAAAGUGACUGUUUGAAUGAGAGUUUUACUCAUUAUCGAACUAAGCUCAUUUCUGUGUUUCUCCUGCUCAGAUUUACAGCAAUAUUACACGUCUAUUUCUGUUGAUAUUUUAAAAAUAAAAGAGGAAUAUAUAUCCUG
Pimephales promelas (fathead minnow) is the source of this 1820-nucleotide messenger RNA. Lineage: Eukaryota; Metazoa; Chordata; Actinopteri; Cypriniformes; Leuciscidae. The record is from RefSeq and is a predicted model, not a curated record.